Diprion similis is the source of this 4651-nucleotide messenger RNA. It is a transcript of the gene Vha100-2, whose product is annotated as V-type proton ATPase 116 kDa subunit a1-like. Gene Ontology annotation, cellular component: plasma membrane; vacuolar proton-transporting V-type ATPase complex; vacuolar proton-transporting V-type ATPase, V0 domain. Gene Ontology annotation, biological process: proton transmembrane transport; vacuolar acidification. NCBI's taxonomy places the organism in Eukaryota, Metazoa, Arthropoda, Insecta, Hymenoptera, Diprionidae. The record is from RefSeq and is a predicted model, not a curated record. The transcript is spliced from 14 exons. Gene Ontology annotation, molecular function: ATPase binding; proton-transporting ATPase activity, rotational mechanism. Bases 780 to 3368 code for a protein of 862 amino acids.
CCGCUCACUCUCAUCAGCGGUUAGUAUUCGUUGGUCGACGCGGCAGUUCUCUUCGUUCGUUGUGUUUGAGCAGCUGGCCGAGUGGUCAGUGGUCAACGGGAUCCAGCUGACGGCGGGUGGUUUCACGGAAUCCGUUAUAAUCUGCAUUUAUUUCUCGCCUAUCUAUCAGACGGUGAUUGCAUUGCUGCAGGCACCGAUGGCCACAUAAGCCGAAACUCCACCUCCGAAGUGCGAAUUCAUAUAUAAGAGCAACCACCCUGAACACAGCCGGCGGUCAAGGGCUCGGAAAGCUCCGAGGUCGCCCGAAUAAAGAGCGCAACCUAACCUAACCUUGGGACUUACAGCGGUUGACAAGCGAGCCGGAAAUCCAGCAGGGGCGAAUCACGUUUUGCUGACAACGUCGCCCGAUGCCCGACAGAACUAAUCCUAUUCCGUCUGGAUCUUAGCUCUUCUUACACGGCAGAUCAUACGUUGAUCAAGAUUCGUCGAGUGCCUGUUUAGUGACGCACAGAGUGCAGUACGCCGGGCUGAAACAGCACUCGGGUUACGAGGUUCAAAUUUCGAACCUGGACUUAUCGACUGUCGACCCGGAUAGUGCUGACCUGUUUCACGCGGAAUCCUGCCAAGUGAUACAUGGUCACCUGUUUCAGCCACACAAUGCGACUCCAGGUAUCAGAAGUGCGAUGUGAUCAUCGAAUGUCCUGAUUCUUGCAACGCGAGGGAUGCAGGAGCCACGGCCGAAGCUCGAGUAGCGGUGAAAUAUAUUCGGGAACGGCAGGAUGGGAGCGAUGUUUCGUAGCGAGGAGAUGGCGCUUUGCCAGCUGUUCAUUCAGCCCGAAGCUGCCUAUCUCUCUGUUUCCGAACUCGGCGAAACUGGGACGGUGCAGUUCCGUGAUUUGAACGUAGACGUGAAUUCCUUCCAACGUAAGUUCGUGAACGAAGUGAGAAGAUGCGACGAAAUGGAGAGAAAGCUGCGUUACAUCGAGGCCGAGGUGAAGAAGGACAACGUCCCAACACAGGAUCAUCUUCUAGAGUUGCCACGAGCUCCGAAUCCGCGUGAAAUCAUAGACCUCGAGGCUCAUCUGGAUAAGACGGAGAACGACAUCCUGGAGCUCAGCCAGAAUGCUGUGAACCUGAAGAGCAACUACCUUGAGCUCACGGAGCUGCGCCACGUGCUGGAGAAGACUCAAGUUUUUUUUACCGAGGUAAGUGGUGGUUUGCACUCCCAGGUCCCAUUGGAUUCUAACAACUCUUAUUGUCAGCAGGAAGAGGUAAACGACUCGAUCACCAGGGCGCUAAUAAACGAGGAGGCAACUGCCGUCCAUCCGACAGCAGGAACCAGGGGACGUCUUGAGUUUGUCGCAGGAGUCAUUAAUCGAGAACGUGUUCCAGCAUUCGAACGAAUGUUAUGGCGUAUUUCUCGCGGUAACGUUUUUCUACGGCAAAAUGAACUUGACAAGCCAUUAGAGGACCCGAGUACGGGAAACGCGAUUUACAAGACGGUCUUCGUUGCUUUCUUCCAAGGAGAGCAGCUGAAAUCUCGAAUUAAAAAAGUAUGCAAUGGAUUCCAUGCUUCCUUGUAUCCAUGCCCCAAUAGUCACGGUGAACGUCAAGAUAUGGUCAAAGGUGUCCGGACUCGUCUUGAAGAUCUCAACUUGGUCCUGAACCAAACUCAAGAUCAUCGCCAACGUGUACUGCAUAAUGUAGCCAAGGAAUUGCCAAACUGGAGCAUCAUGGUUCGCAAAAUGAAGGCGAUAUAUCAUACGCUGAAUCUUUUCAACAUGGAUGUAUCCAAAAAGUGCUUGAUUGGUGAAUGCUGGGUUCCGGUACAGGAUUUGACAAUCGUUCAGAAUUGCCUCACCGAAGGAUCGCGCCUAUGCGGUAGCUCCAUUCCGUCAUUUUUGAAUGUAAUUCACACUGAUGAGGACCCUCCGACCUUCAACCGUACUAACAAAUUUACUCGAGGCUUCCAAAACUUGAUCGACGCGUACGGAGUGGCUUCAUACCGUGAGGCCAACCCAGCUCUGUACACCAUCAUCACAUUCCCAUUUUUGUUCGGCAUUAUGUUUGGUGAUGCUGGGCAUGGUUUAAUUCUGGCGCUUUUCGGAGCAUAUAUGAUCAUAUGCGAAAAACAGCUGAUCGCUAAGAGAAUCGACAAUGAAAUCUGGAAUAUAUUCUUCGGUGGUCGGUACAUCGUUUUUCUUAUGGGUCUCUUUUCUAUCUAUACCGGCGUCAUAUACAACGACGUAUUCUCCAAGUCCGUAAAUAUAUUCGGGUCCAGCUGGGAGAACCCUUACGAUUACGAAACACUUGCCGAAGAAGAGACCCAUACGUUGGACCCUAGAGACGCUUUCAAGGUCUCUCCAUACCCGCUGGGUUUGGACCCAGCGUGGCAACUUGGUGAAAACAAAAUCAUCUUCUUGAACUCGUACAAGAUGAAGCUAUCCAUAGUAAUUGGCGUUGUGCACAUGAUCUUCGGUGUCUGCUGCAGUAUCAUAAACUAUGUCCACUUCAAGAAAUACGCUAGUAUAGUGUUGGAGUUCUUGCCACAGCUGGUGUUCCUUAUGCUGCUCUUCUUUUAUAUGGUUUGCCUGAUAGUCAUGAAGUGGAUCUUGUACGCUGCAACCAACGAUGACUUUAGCAGAGGUUCUACUUGUGCGCCAUCAGUAUUGAUUACUUUCAUCAACAUGAUGCUUAUGUCAUCGAGUAGCGAUACGACUGAGGGAUGUUCCGAAUUCAUGUUCACCGGUCAAGGCACAGUCCAAUACGUGUGCGUCUUUGGUGCUUUGGCCUGCGUCCCCGUAAUGCUUUUUGGCAAACCAUUGUACAUCAUUACCACUAGAAAAAAGAACCGAGGUGCUUCCCCUGUUGUCAGCAACGGGAUUCCGUCACAGGAUAUUGAGCUUCAGCCAGGAGGCGUUGCGAGUACUUCGAACACCACCAGCGAGCACGGUGGUGGUCAUAAUGUCGAGGAUGAGGCGUUUAGUGAAAUAAUGAUUCACCAAGGCAUCCACACGAUCGAGUAUGUCCUCUCGACCGUAUCACAUACAGCCUCGUACCUUCGAUUAUGGGCUUUGUCGUUGGCUCACGCCCAGCUGUCUGAGGUCUUGUGGGAAAUGGUUUUGCGCCAAGGACUGGGAGCUGAGGAAGGAGAGUAUGUCAAAUCCGUCAUACUGUUCUUCGCCUUUGGUGCAUGGGCGCUCUUUACGCUAGCGAUUCUUGUCAUGAUGGAAGGUUUAUCCGCUUUCCUUCACACGCUUCGACUUCACUGGGUGGAGUUCAUGAGCAAAUUCUACACAGGGGAUGGAUACAUUUUCCAGCCAUUCUGCUUUAAGACAAUUUUCGAGGCAGAGGACGCUGAAGACUAAAUAAAUUAUUGCAUGCAUAGAUAUGUAAUGUGCAACGAGAAUGCCGUAGACAUAUUACAAAUACUGCGACUCAUCUUUUCGUACAAGAAAGUUUUAAUCACACUGGACCAAUGGUAUUGCUAUAUAUACUGGAACGAUUCGAAAAGCACAAAAAGUUAUCGAGGGAUAUUUUAGUUACAACAUAUACAGUGUUGUUUUUAAACGUGUUUUGAUCUCUCACGAACCAUCAGUGCCUAUCGAGUUACAGAAUAAUUAUUUCCAAGUACGUCAAGUCUUGUAUACGUAGCUCUUCCACAGAACUGGAAUAAAAUUAUACAAAUUGCUUUGGAGAAGUGUCUUAAUAAUUCAAGUGCUUGAUUGUAUUGUAUUCGAAGUAACAAACUGUCUGAUAUUGAGUCUUUAUUGAGACCCGUAAUUGGCUUUAGGGCCGUAUUUCACCUGAGUGCGUCACUGAUUUCAGGCAAUGAUUUCGGGGUUUCAUAAUUGUAGGGCAUACAUACUUGGCUUUUUUCAAAAAGUAACAAAAAAAUUACUGUAUAUUUUAAAGAGGAUGUAUGAAAGCUGUACGAACCCUGAGAAAUACGAAUACUUUGAAAGUCUCAGCUUUUCUCGUCGCUCUGUUCGAUCCAGCAUUGGUAUUAUAUUUGUAGACGUUAACUGAAAUGAGAAUUGUGAUUCGUCACUGACAUACGGCCUUAAUGACUGCGUUUUUAAGCAAUACUUGACUUUGUGUAUCGAGUAUGUGAAUAUUUCCACCGAAACUUAUAUAUUUACCUCUGUUCGUUACUAUGUGUAACGAAAAAAUGCCUUACAGCCGGCAUUCUGAGUUUCUCUUUGUCUCACUGAUCUUUGAAUGGAAACCAUUGUAUGCAGGAAUCAAUCAUCAUUGUGAUUAUCAAUGCGGUACACAGGGAUAGGAAAUUGAAAAACAAGAGAUGGGGAGAGAGAAAGAGAGAAACAGAUCUUCCAGCGCACAACUAUUGUUAUGUAUUCAUUCCAAAUGUAAUUAAUAUUCAUAUCUAUUUAAUAUAUCAAAUGGUUACUGUAAAUAUGAACGUUCGAUUAAGAAAGUACAAAGCAUUUUCAAUUCUCUAACAAGUCUAUCAGGAAAAGAAAUUUGAUUCUAUUGAAAAAGUAAUAAAUGAUUGUUAUUCUUCUAUCAGCUGCGGCGCUAGAAACCGUCGACGGGUGAACCAAUCAAAAUUUACAUGAUAUAUAUUUUAAUAAUACCGAAAUCGUGUAAUAUUGUAUUAUAUCAUAUAUUAAAUCAUAUCAUAUUGUUG